UAAUAAAUUUGAAGCACGUAAGCUGCAAAAGGUUCGCAAAUGCUCAGCAUCUUCAACUGGAAGCAGCCAAUACUUAAACAGAAAAAGAAACGGCUAAAAUCCCUGAAGAAAUGUCUGAAUCUCAACAAGAUGAUUUUAAGUUUACUGAAAAUGAUAAUCUUGGAUGCUUAUUUGAUAAACCCGCUACGGUAAAAACUAGAAAUAUUCUGCAGCUUUACCCUGUGUACUAAAUAGAUAUAAGAUUUCUGACAGAGUUGGUGCUGCAAUAGCUUCAGCGACGCUCCUUGAUGUUGGUGUAAUUAGUCAUAGACCAACGAGAGGCCUAUAUUUUGACGGGCGUAAAGAUCACACCAUUUCACUUUCAGAAGAUAGGAAACGUCGAACCUCCAGCGUUAAAGAACAUAUCGCCUUAAUUGAAGAACCGGGAUCCAAAUAUAUAGGUCAAGUGACACCCGCAUCGUCCAGUGCUUUUAAUAUUUUUAAAAGUAUCGAGGAUUUUUUUGAAACUUUUUCAAAACCAUCGAGUAAAAUAGAAGCUGCAGGUUGUGACGGAUCCAUUACUAAUACAGGAUAUAAAAAUGGUAUAAUUGUCCGUUUAAAGCCACAUAUUAAUGCUUCUGUUCAGUGGUUCUUUUUUCAGCUGCAUGCGAAUGAAUUGCCUCUGCGUCACCUAAUUCAGAACAUGAAUAGUGACACUUCACGUCCGAAAGUUUUAUCAGGAAUAAUAAUAAGACUGCGAAAAACUUCCACUGGUUAAUUUCACGAAAAUAAGUGUAAAAUUGCCAGAUGUUUCCAGGGAAAGCUUAAGCACAGAUCAGGCUAACCUAUUUAAUAUUUGCAAAUUAGUUUCUACAGGAUUUUCUGACCAGGGUCUGAUUAAAAGACAACCAGGAAAAGUACUUCAUUCCAGAUGGCUAACGACUGCUAAUCGGAUCUUAAGACUUUAUGUGUCAACCGAAAACCCAUAGCCUUGAGGUCCUAGUAAAGUUUGUUAUGAAGGUUUAUGUUCCAAUGUGGUUUAGAAUAAAAGCAAAACCAGCAUGCGUUUAUGGAGCGAAGCAUUUGUUUGAUACCAUUCAACUUUCACGAUAUCUACCUCAGGAUCUAAAAGAUGUAAUUGAUUCUGUAAUCCAGAGAAAUGGCUACUUUGGACACCCAGAGAAUAUGCUACUAGCAAUGCUAGCUGACACUAAUAAAACUAUGAGAGAAUUGGCGUUCAGGCAAAUUAUGAAAAUCCGCUCACAUUCAGAUCUUCAAACACAAGUUCGUACAUUUAUUCUGCCGAAGUUCAAUUUUGAGGCCGCUGACUUUUAUGAUCUUCUACUUCGGCAAGAAUGUGCCCUUACUAAACCACCGCUUUUGAGAAACGUAUCCGAAAACGAUUUAAUAAAGAUUGUUGAAAAUCCAUUUCAAUCUCUUAUUUUUAAGGAAAUAGCAGAGUUUCCGUUUCAUACUCAAGCAGUAGAAAGGACAGUCAAGCUUGUUACAGAAGCGUCAAUUUUUUCCAGGAACGUAAUACCAAAAUUAUACAAAAAAGGAGUUUUCAUUACAUAAGUCCCAUGACCCAGUCUUGAAAAAAAAGUAUAUCAUACCUUUUUUCAUUUUUAAUUAAUUCAUUUACUAAGCCAUAACCAACAACGUCAAAAAAUGCCAUUUUGAUGUCCUUUAAAAAUAAAGAGACAUUUUAUCACCCCUUUAAAAUAACCGUUUUAACAGGCCAAUUUAAAUGAUUCCUUUAAAAAAAUAAAGGAAAACUAGACCCCUAACUCUCUUAAAAUGAAUUAUUUAAAAAUAACUAAUAAGUUAUAUUUGACAAAUUGUCAUAGCGAAAAAGCAGUCACUAAUAAUUAGUCAAAUUCUACUGAAUGAAAUACUCAAAUUAGUAAAUUUAAAUUAA
This is a messenger RNA of Brassicogethes aeneus, 1897 nucleotides long. The record is from the annotation of a GenBank genome assembly. Lineage: Eukaryota; Metazoa; Arthropoda; Insecta; Coleoptera; Nitidulidae.